Molecule: messenger RNA, 8487 nt
Organism: Pomacea canaliculata
Lineage: Eukaryota; Metazoa; Mollusca; Gastropoda; Architaenioglossa; Ampullariidae
Exons: 47
Coding region: 1-8487 (2828 amino acids)
Molecular function (GO): protein binding
Source: RefSeq, a predicted model, not a curated record
AUGGUGUCUACCCAUGGACAGCUGUUGAACCUCAGUGAUGACCAAACACCUGCGUAUGAUGCAAAUGGGGAUCCAUUUGGAAAUAAGGCAUUACAGCAGUUUACAGACUUCAAGAAAGGAAAGCUGGUUCCACAGUCAAGCCACUUUGUCACUCGGACAUUGACUGCUCAGCAUGUUGGGGAAUGUGCCCGCCAGUGUCUUCUUCUCCCUGAACUCAAGUGCAUGAGUUUUAAUUACCACAGUAAAGGUGCUUGUGAGCUGUUGGCAGCCAUAAUAGGGCAUGACCAUAAACUGGCACAGGCUGAUCUCACAUUACACUACGAGCGGAUUGGUGUUGGCCUUGCCAAACAGUUCCAGCUAAACAUUCCAAAACCUAUGCUGCACAACUCUGUUUACUUCUUCAACCUUCAUCUCCAAAACAGCUUACUAAUGAGCCGAAUCAUCCACUCUCAGGGGACUUUGGUUGAUUUAACACCACCAUCACCAGGCCCUGUAAAUAUCACCACAUCAUAUAUGGAGGUAGUUCCUUGUCUGGAGAAUCUACCACAUGAGAGAGCUGGUCAGGAUGACUGGGGAAAGUGGUGUCGUGUGUGGACCCUUUGCUUCCAACCAUUUGGUCAUAGUGGAUGGUCCUGGUUCCAAAACUUGUUCAAUGGACACACACCCCUGGAGGAUCUGAUGUACACCAAAGCUAAUACAUUUAUAUCAGCAAACUGGGAUGGCUUUCAUGAUGACCAGAGCAGUAUCCGUGGAUACUCACUAACAGCAGGUCGCAAACCCUGCGAGGAGCUGCUUCAUGAGUACCAUGAUCCACACCGCCACUUGGUACCACUAGAUGACGAGACACAGUGGACUCACACCGGCAUCAUGAACAUGAAGGAAGGCAGAAAAGUCCCAGAUGGCAAGUAUUAUGUCACAAUACGUGCCUUGAAUAAAGUGGAGUAUGGAGGGCCUCUAGCCACAACUGUGUGUCACACAACACCUUAUGUCAUUGACACGACUCCUCCUGUCAUAUAUGAAGUAUAUGGCACACGAUAUGAUGAGAUGACCUAUCUGAUCACUACUAAGUACAAUGCUAGUGACCCUCACUCCGACAUAAAAAGUGCAUGGAUCUGCUUGGGGCGCACUGUUCUCAACUGUGACAUUCUGGGAUGGUUAGAGGCAGAUACAGAAAGCAAAACUGAGGGCCCAGCUAGCAUUACCAAUCAGAUAAUAAAUGGUGUUCCUGUCUGGAUCAGGAUAAGAGUGCAGAACAAUGUGGAGCUGCAGGCCGUGGGUCAUGCAAACAGCCCCAUCAUUGUGGACAUGACUCCUCCUCUUGUUGGCAAAGUGUAUGAUGGACCACUGACCAGACAUGACCUCAGUUACAGCAAGGACAGCAACAUGUAUUGUGCAAACUGGUAUAACUUCACUGACCCUGAGUCAGGCAUUGGUUUCUACAUGGGCGCUGUGACAUCAGCUAGUGGCCAGUUACUGACAGAGCUAGAAGUUCUAGACCGCCGCCAGUCCAUGCAGUGCAUUCAGUUCAGCAACCCUUCUCUGAAGCACAACACCUCAUAUCACUUUAUGCUGGUGGCCUUCAAUGGGGGACAUAAACAGCUCAAUGUGACAAGCAUUUCAGAUGGAGUUCUUGUGGACCUUACACCACCUAAAGAAGGUAAAGUUAUCGAUGGUCUCUCAGAGAACUUUGAGGACCUUCACUUCAGUGUGCACAAGUCCACAGUAGCAGCUCGCUGGCAGGGUUUCAGCGAUUCAGAAUCAGGCAUCAUGCAGUAUGAAGUGCAGAUUGAACGAGCUGAGAAUCUCACAACAAACUUCCAGGUUCUUCAAGACUGGGAGAAUGUAAAUCUAGACACAACAUUCGAGAAACACAGGUUCAGCCUUAGACACAGGGAUGUUGUCAGGACUAAGCUGAGGGUCAGCAAUGGUGCUCUCAACACUAUUACUUCUGAGACAGACUCCUUCAUCAUAGACCUGACUCCACCAGAACUUUACAGCUUGUGGGAUGGACUAGGAAGUUCAGAUAUUGAAUACCAGUCUGACAUCACCAGCCUUUCAGCCAAAUUUGAAUUUCAUGAUGAUGAAUCUGGCAUUGACUACUACAAGUAUCAGGUCUACCAGACAAUGCAUGGACACCAUGCACAAAUAAUUCCAGCAACAAAAAAUGAUUGGAAUCGCCUACCAUCUGGACAAAGGAAUAGUCUGAUGGUGAAUGGCCUUACAUUAACCAGUGGUUUGCGAUACUCCAUUCGCAUGGCUGCUGUCAACUCUGCAGGAUCUGUCACCACCUACGAUACAAAUGGUGUUCUGGUCGACAACACUCCUCCCUCUAUGGAGAGGGUGCAUGUUGGUGUUCUUUCCACCGAAGAUGAGAUAGAUUUAGAUGGCUAUGUUCUUCAGAGUGACCAGUCUGGCAUCAAGGCUAACUGGCUGGCCACUGACCAUGAGAGUGGAAUUGAUCAUUAUGAGGUGGCUGUGGGCACCAGUCCAGGUGCCACUGAUGUGCUGGAUUGGCGGAAUGUGGGUAAAGAGCAGGACAGAUAUAUCUCAGGAUUGAACCUCCAACUCACAGACAACAACACUGACAUUCCCUUGUAUUACGUCACUGUCAGAGCUUACAAUGGUGCAGGGAAUGUCAGUCCGUCACUAAUUUCAAAGAAGAUCAAAGUACUUCAAGAGGACAAAGCAGGUGUGGUAGUCGAUGGCGGGCUGGACACUGUUCUCUUGAGCAGUGCGGGCCAGAACGAUGAGGACUAUCAGAGUAACAUGUGGAGUGUCACAGCACAGUUCCGCGGCUUCUCAAGUCACCUACAUGGUCUUACGCACUUUGACUGGUCCGUAGGUUCAAGUCCUGGUGCUGAAGAUGUGCUGCCUCUGAUGGCCAUGGGUAUUGUGCAUGAUGAGGAAGAGGACCAAACACCUGGCAUGGGAAUAGCCAGUCGAGGCAUUGCUCAUGCUGUGCUGCCCUUGGAACCAGGCAAGAAAUACUACACCACUGUACGUGCUCUCAACAACAAUGGUCAGGCUGUGCAGUCAACAUCAGAUGGCUUCACUGUUGACAGAGAGAAACCCAAGCUUGGACUCAUCAGCCUGUCAUCUGAGACAAACACAAGUACACUUCAGAUGCCAGAGAAAGUUUUCUACCAGCAGGAGCCAGAUGCACUCACGGCUAGGUGGACAUUUGGUGAUGCAGACAGUAUUGUGAAAAAACUUCAUUUUUCUGUUGGCUCUUACCCUGGUGCCUCUGACAUCAAAUCAAUCACAGAGGUGACUGUAACUGAAACUGGGGAAGCUGCUUUACCCUCUGGACGAAUUGACUUGAAGACAGAUGGUCGUCCCAGUAUAUUGACACUUUGGGCAGAGGAUUCUGUUGGACUCAAAACUCAGCUUAUCUCUCCCACUGUUGUGGUGGACACUAGCCCUCCGGAUCAAGGCACAGUUGUGUGCCCUUCUUUCAUCCAGACUCAUUCGCAAGUGGAGUGCACAUGGGCAGGUUUUGAGGAUUUGCAAUCUCCAAUAACCUCCUUCACUUUCUACAUGGGCACACAACCUGGUCUAGAUGAUGUUAUUGCACCUGUGAUCAUGGAGGGACAUGUGACCAGCUAUACUGUAUCUGGUCUGAAGGACAUUGUGGAGCACCAGACCAAGGUAUACGCUACAGUUGUAGCUAAAAAUGCUAUUGGUCUGACGACAAUGGCACAGUCACAUCCUAUCUCCAUGGAUACAAGUCCUCCUCUUGCAGGCACUGUGGUAGAACUUAAUGAUGCAUACAUUAUCAUCGCUGACAAUGCUACAGCUACCAGCCUGGCCAAUGUUUUCACUUGCAAUAGCCAAGAUGAGUGCAAGACAAUUGACAUAGUAUGUCAGGAAUCACUGACUAGUGUUUUAGUUGCCUGGUCACCCUUUGAAGACCCAGAAACUGGAAUUAGCAAAUAUGAAGUUGCAAUUGGGUAUACACCUGGUGGUGGGCAGAUCAAAGAAUUUCACGAGGUGCCCAGUGGUGUUCGGUAUCAGUUGGUCAGUGGACUUGACCUCUAUGGUCAAACAAAGAUAUUCGCAAGUGUCAAGGCUACAAAUGGUGCUGGGGCCUCAACUGUUGCUACCUCCAAUGGUGUGUACAUGUCUUACCUGAGCCAGGGGCUGACACCAGCUGGACCGGUUGUUUUGUGGGAUGGCAACAGCACCAAUGGGGACCUUGACUACCAGACAGAUCUGAUGUCGAUCUCAGCCUCCUGGGAGACUGAUGGAGACCCUUGUCCAGCAGUUAGCUAUCAGUGGGCAAUAGAGAGAGUGGACGGUCUUCGGAUACAAGAAUUUACUGAAACUUAUGGGAAAAUGAAUGGUCUGAAUGAUGGUCUUUCUCUGUUGGACUUGGAAACAUAUUACCAACUUCUAAAAGUCACAAAUGCUCUUGGGUACUCAUACACACUACGAUCAGAUGGAAUCACUAUCAAGCAGGACUCUCUUAUUCCAGGACUGGUGUUCGAUGGAAGCAAAACUGGAUUUGAUCUUAGCUACCAACCAUCAAACAAAAGAGUCUCAGCUAACUGGAACGGCUUUGGCGAGAAGAGUAGCACCAGCCAGGUGUCACAAAAUGAAACCAGUUCAAUUGUUAUAGAAAUUGCACAAAAUGGAAUGCAGUCCUCACAGGAAGUGGCCUUUUAUGAAGUUGCUCUGGGAACAGAUCGUCGCUAUGACAGCACUAGAGACAACAUAGUGCCAUGGACAAAAGUUGGCCAGAACACAUCUGUGACUUUUUAUGACCUUGACCUGGUGCCAGGCGAAGCCAUGUACUACUUCAGUGUUAGAGCACACAGCAGUAGUAACUCCAUUGCAGAGGUCACAUCCAAUGGUUUCUCAGUCGGAUAUGAUGGUGGAGUUCAAGGUGGAGGAAUAGAGGUUGCUUCGUACAUCAGUAGUACUAACCAGGUUCAGUUUACGUGGAAUGGCUUUCAGUCAAACGUGGGCAUGUUCCUCUAUUUUGCUGCAUUGUCAACACAACCUGUGGAUAACAGCUCCUGCCAAGUGUUUGUUGAUGGUGGUGGCAUGAGCACCUCAGAUCGCCAAAAACUGUUUGAUGUUGCUGACUGUGUCAACACUGGAAUGAAUACUUACGCCACAUUCACCAAUAUCAGCAUGAUGCAAAAUACAGAUGUCUAUGCACAUGUUAUAGGUGUGGACAGAUCUGGUGAAUGCCACAUGGUGUCCACAUCAUUCCAUAUAGAUGUCACUCCUCCUUCUUCUGGAAAGAUCCGUGUUGGACCAUACUUUGACAUGGCACUGACUUUUGCCCCAUCCAAGAGAGAAGUUACUGCUGUGUGGCAAAACUUCUGGGAUGAUGAGUCACCACUGAUCUCUUAUACACUGGAACUUUUGGCUCAGAUAAAAUGUGAUGCAACUGUCCAGCCUGGAGGAGACAUGAUUGCAUCUGUCAAUAUCAACUAUACACUCACCACCUACACAUUUAGGGAUCUGGAUCUUACGGAUGGACAUCCCUACUUUGUACGAAUUACUGCAACAAACAAAGCUGGUCUAGCAACAAGUGUCACAUCAAGCCCUAUACUUUUUGACACCUCUGGUCCCACACCUGGCAGAGUUGUACUUGGCAGAGAUUUCCACACAGAGGCUACCUGGAUUAAUACCAACACUGAAGUGACAGCCACAGUUCUUCAUCAUCCAACGCCCCAAGGCUCAGCAUGUCCCUCAAGACACAUUCUCUUCACAGACAGUGGUUGGAGAUAUCUUGAAGGCAGCCAUCUUUUUGAUACAAGUGGUCGACAGCUUGACCUCAUCAGCAGCCGUCAUAAAGCUGUGGUCUCUUCUGAUGGGUCACAAGUCACAGUUACUUUGACCCGUGACACAAAUUUACAGCACAUGUAUGGCACAAGUUUACUGCAUAAAGCUGAUUUGCUUAAAAAUAGUGUCUAUGAGAUGAGCAUCAAAGCAGCAAAUGGUGAUGGCAAAGCAGUGACUGCUGUGACACUGUGGGAUGGAGACACCAGUAGUAUGACACACUUUGACUAUACUGUGAAACUCCAAGAGGAGUUUUGCAUGUGCUGUUAUGACAACCCUCGUACAGUUGAGUGUGUCAGCGUCUGUUUGGAUUGUGACAGCUACAUUGCUGGUAAAGGUCCAUCACGUACCAGGCGUUCAGUGGAUUUUACUGGUGAUAACAUUGAUGAAAUAUCCGCAGUUCAGAAUGUCUUGAAUUUACGUAAAAAGAGAGAAGUGGUAAAAUUAACAGAUAAGAAGAAAGAAGAGUUGCUCAACCAUGGCUUGAGUGAUGACCUCUUAACAGCCUCUGCUCCUGAAGCACCUGCUUGUGGAAUUCAGCUGUAUACCCUGAGCACACAAGAUCCUGAUUAUUCCAAUGGAUUCCGAGGGCGCCUGGUAACUUGGUGUACCUAUGGGCCUAAGGUCACAUAUGAGCCAAAGUCUGUGAUGAGACUGCUGGAGUUUGACCCAACCAUACAAAAACAUCACUACAAGCUGGUCUUCUAUGAGUCAGCAGAUGAGGCAACCACUCCAACCAAGUGCCUAGGUGUCUAUGUCGACCAUGAACUCAGCUCCACAAUCUGUGGAAUUCCAGACCUAAGUCAAGACACUGAUCUGGUACUUAAUGUGUGGAACUGGAAGAAUUUCAAGAAUUCUCCUAAUGUCACCUACGCCAGCAUUGCUCUGUGGCAGACCUUUGCCACUUUUUCAGCUCUCAUCAUGCCGGCUCCUAAAGAGUCUCUCUGCCGUUACGGUGAUCCAUUCCGUGGUGGUCAGAAUCCCAUUGUUCGUUUUGAGGGUGGCAUUGGCUCUGCUGUGGGAUUGGAUAAUGUCGUUCCAUUUACAGAGAUUUAUUCCCCCUGCAUUCCAUGUGAGAGAGACUGUAGCAGAUACAACUGUGAUCCCAAGUGUGAUGCAAACAUCACUUCAGGUCUGAUUUUGAACCUCAGAAACCUGACACUCCAAGUUGUGAAAGACACUGGUGAUGGAGAUGAGCAGCCACAAGUUUAUUUCUUUACUGUGAAAGCAGUUUUGGGGUCAGGGAAAACAGCCAUGGCAUCAUCCAAUGGCUUCUCCAUUGAUCAGACACCACCCAUAUUUGACCAGACACUAUUUCUGUACAUGGAUGCUGCUCAUGGUGAGGCAAAGCCUGUAGAGAAGUUAAUGGCUUCCAACUCGACAAUACAAGUUGUUUAUGGAUGCAGUGACAACCAGAGCUCUGUGAUGGAAUAUAAGUGGGCUAUUGGCACAACACCAGGAGGUCAGGACAUUCAGUCUUUCACAUCAACAGGGAUAAACCCUUCAGGCAUCAACAGCAGUUUGGAGGGCAUUAUUGUCCACAACCAACGAUAUUACGUCAGUGUUCGCUGUACCAAUGCUGCUGGAUUGACUACAACCUAUGAAGACCAUGUUGGAGUUCUUGCCAUCCUGGAGAAUCCAGCACUAGAUGACAUUGGAGUGCAGAUGAAUGGUACAGAGGAACUUGAUCCAGAUACCAGACCAGUCACCUCACGCAAAUCUAGUGACAAGAACUCCAUCAGCAUCAACCUGCAAGUCAGCGCUGAUCCUACUGUUGAUGAAUACUACAUCAGCAUAGGCAGCCAAAAGGAGGGUCGAUGCUGUGAUAUUUUGCCACGCACACUCGUUGCCACCAGUAUGUCAGGUGUGGUCUCCAUUCGCAAUGGCUGCCUUUACAUUAAUGACGAAAAACUAAUAGAUUUGCGAAACAGCCACCCUGGUACCAAUGGCAGUGACACAGCAGCAUCUCCUUCAGAUUUCCAGAUGGCUCCAGGCAGUGAGCUUUUCCUGUAUGUUGAUGCCUGCAAUGAGGCCCGGUGUACUGGACCAGAAAUGAAGGGUAGUGUUCUCAUUGUUGGUGACCACUCGGAGCAGGCAGUGUCUCGUAAUGGAAGCAGUGUUCAGCUGGCACUGUCGACAGCCAGACGUCAGAAACGAUCAACCUCAAACAUUGUUAUCAACACACCCAAUGGUAUGGCUGUUGGACAGACUGUGGUGCUUACACCACUGACACAUGCAGACCUUAAUGCUACGUAUGACUCUGUGGCCUCUACUGAUUUUGUGUCCUACCUGACUAACCCUGAAGAUACUGUUCAUUCAGUGGACACGGUUGAUCGCAUCUUGGCACACAGGGCUUCAUACUCACCCACAGAGAGCAUUUCUUUCUCCUUAGCAUCUGUGGGGCAAGUGGAAAUGCCAGGACCUUUCACAGUGACCUACCCUUAUGAUCCCAGUGACUCUGACAGUGUGCUCACCCUUCUGCAUUGGAAUCCUGAUCUACAGAAGUGGCAGCAAAGUGCUGACACAUGUAACAACAAGACAGAUAGCAUUGUUAUUGAUGAAGCCAGCCAAACAAUAACAGUCAAGGUAAUGUUCAGUUGUAGUUUGUAUGGUACUAUGCUAAUUAUGCUCCUUAUGACCACCAGAAGGUACCAAGCUAUCUUACAGGAGAUCUCACUUUCACGCGAAUCUUGA